Molecule: messenger RNA, 1452 nt
Organism: Pichia kudriavzevii
Lineage: Eukaryota; Fungi; Ascomycota; Pichiomycetes; Pichiales; Pichiaceae
Exons: 1
Coding region: 1-1452 (483 amino acids)
Source: RefSeq, a predicted model, not a curated record
AUGGCACCUACAUAUAAGGAAGAUAGCUAUUUGAUUUUUCAGCCAGGCUCGGUGAAUACGCUUGCUAAGUUUGGAUUGGAAGAUCCACUUGGUCUACCAAGCCAUACUUUCGACACCAAAGUUUACAAGAAGAAGAACGAAAUGCUUGACGCUGACGGGGACCAAGAAACACUAUAUACUACAGAAAAUAAACAAGGAGAUGCGAAUGAGUAUGAGGAGAUCUUACCAAUUGUGCAAGGCCAAAUUGUUGAUAUCACUGCGUUGCAAGUCUUCCUAAAAUCUGUUUUGCAUGCUGUCUUGAAAGUUGAGAAGGAUGAAACUGUAGAGAAAGAGAAUGAAGAGAACGACAAUUCAGAGAAAGAGGCGAAAGAAGAGCUUGUGAUGCCACUAGAAAACGUCAACCUACUUAUCGUCCAAAAUUCUUCAAGAUGGAAUCCAUUUCAUGUGGAGUCACUUGUUAAAUAUGGAUUUGAGAAACUUGGUGUUCAUAGUGUAAGCGUAGUACCAAUUGAAUUGUGUGUUAUGUUUGCAUAUGGUUCUUUAGCUAAUGCCCUAGUUAUAGAUAUCGGGUACGAGAAAACCGAAAUUUUGCCGAUUGUGGAUUACCAAUUAUUUAGUCCAAGUAAGAAAGUUGUGUUCAAAGGUGGUGAUCACAUAAAUAAAUCAUUGAGCAAAUUGCUACCUAGUCUAAGUAAUGACCAGAUUGAAGAAUUGAAGAGGUCCUCUAUUUUUGAGUGUUUGAGUGAGGAAGAUGCAAAGAAGUCUUUCUUUGGGAUGGAAGGAUUGAUUGAAAAUAUAGAGGACGAUGAAAAGGAGGAUGAUGGUGUCUUGGAUAUUGCUGCAAUUGUUACAAGUGACAAAUCAACUCGUGAGAUUUUAGAAGACACUGACACUAAAAAUAAAAAGAAAGUCGAGACAAGGCCGAAUUCAGAAUUGGAGACUAACCAGUUCCAGGAUACUCAUGGAAACAUCAUCACUGUGGGCAAGGAGAGAUUCCAAGGAUGUAAUGAAUUGAUUGACUCGCUUGUAUUUCACAUCUAUCAUUGUUUGAGAAAAAUCCCCGAUUUGAAGAAAAGACAAGACUGCUAUGAUAAUAUAAUCUUUGCAGGUAAAACCAGUAAAAUAAAAGGUUUGAAGGAGAAAGUUAUGUUUCAUCUAUUCGAAAGAUAUGUGGUCCUCUCUGAUAACAAAUUGCUACAACCACAAGCACAAUUUAGAAAUGACGUUAGGCCUGUUGACGAUACUUCUCUGGGCCAGGUUCCAAGACAUUUGAAAAUCGUUCCUAAAGUGGAGUAUUUUAGUGAAUGGAAGAAAACAGGAUUUGAAGAUUGCUCAUUUCUAGGUGCGCAAAUCCUCUCUAAACAAGUAUUUACUGCAACAAAUGAGUUAUGCAUGACUAAGGACACUUACGAGGAAUCAGGGCCACUUGCUAUUUGGAAUAUUUGUUUAUAA